Linum tenue is the source of this 327-nucleotide messenger RNA. The record is from the annotation of a GenBank genome assembly. NCBI's taxonomy places the organism in Eukaryota, Viridiplantae, Streptophyta, Magnoliopsida, Malpighiales, Linaceae.
AUGAGAAGAAAAAACCAGUGCUCAUUUGGGUUGGUGGCGAAGUGUGCCAAGUUGAAUCACCGCCCUCAACAAGAAGCAGGAGGAGGAGAAGAAGAAGACUGGAUCGAUGUCGAAUUCGGGAAGCUUGUGCAGGAGAAAUGCAGAGAAAGGAAAGGAGUGGUGGAGUUGUUGGAGUGCCUUGAGGCUGAAGCAAUCAUGGGAGAUGAUCAGGGGAAGAACCCUACUGAUUACAAUCGCAGAGCCCAGAUCUUUGAUACGAGCUCCAGGGUUUUCCAGGCUCUCAAGCAACAAGAUACCACCACAGCUCCACCUCAAUCUCAAGGCUGA